This is a messenger RNA of Temnothorax curvispinosus, 2803 nucleotides long. Its product is annotated as protein FAM122A. NCBI's taxonomy places the organism in Eukaryota, Metazoa, Arthropoda, Insecta, Hymenoptera, Formicidae. The transcript is spliced from 5 exons. The record is from RefSeq and is a predicted model, not a curated record. Gene Ontology annotation, molecular function: protein serine/threonine phosphatase inhibitor activity. Bases 1 to 936 code for a protein of 311 amino acids.
AUGGACGUUGAUUGUCCGAUCGUUAGCCUGAAGCGAUCUAGCAGCGCGCCGAUGAUUAACGAGAUCAGCGCGACCAUGUCCAUUACCACGCCGUCGACAUCGUCAUCGAGGGAUGCUGUGUCCUAUAAUGUAUUUGCUAAUUCAGCUCGCCUACGACGCUUUAGUACCAGUAGCCCUGGUAAUGUUCCUAGAUUAACACCACGCGUGAGUCAGUUAAGACAGGAGGAAUGCGUGGACGUCGCUGGUCGGGAAGCGGCACACGAGAAAGAAAUUCACAGUGCCAUGCAGAUAUCGCAAUCAUGGGAGGACCUCACUUUGGAGGCGGAAGGAUUGUCGUUCAAGGAUUCGGAAUCUCCCACGCAGCAGUUUAACAAAAUGGAACGGUCAACAAAGAAGCCGUUAGAUCCUUUAAGUUUGAAUCUGUCUAUCACCGGCUCGCCACUGUGUUCUUCACCUUCCCCCACGAGAUCUGGAUUUAAUCAAAGACAGUGUUACUCUCCCGGUAUUCACAUCUGGAAGAAUAAUCUAUCUCCUAGUCCUACGAGAAAAGCGUUUGCCACAAGGCGCAGUUUGAGUCCUAUCGCGAUAAGGCCAAGCUGUUUAGGGCCAGUCAAAAGAAAAUUCGAACUAGACGAGGCUGGAAUGGACCACAACUUGCAACCGCCUGCGAAACGCACUUCUGGUUUAUUGACGUCAGUUGUAUCCAGAUUGGAUGCGCUGUCUAGCCCACUUCCAGGAACUAUUAGUUCCGUGGGCACGCCCGAAUCGUUAUCAAGCGCGGAUUCGCCUAGUUUCUCCUUCCGGCCGGUGGACAGUCCGUCGCCAGUUCGCGUAGGCCCAAAUAGCGAUAGCGAUUCUCUAUCGGACGCAAGCAAUCAAAGCAAAUCAAUGGAUCAAGUCCGUGCUGAUCAGAUCAGUCAGGACAAUCACAGAUGAACGCGAGAGAUCGCCGGACACGCGAGAGUUUGGAGAUUCGACGUGUCACAUUGAUCCUUCUCGGCAUAUCGAUGUAAGAGAGAAGGUACUUGUGUCUUACACCGAAUCCAAAAGUCGCGAGCAUAUCCUUCUCGUCGGUCUUGUCGUUCGUUGAACAAAGGACAGUCGUGCGGUGUACGAAUUGCUUGGAACUUUAGUGCAAGUGCGACAAAACGUUUAAAAGAGAGGCACCUCUAAAUAUGCGUCUCUGAUACUUUUCAAUGUACGAAUAAGCGUAGCGCCAACAGUGUUCUCUCCCCUUAAUUAUUCUAACCACACAUAUCGGCGGAAGACGCUUUACAUGCUUUCGUAAUCGUUCCGUUGGAUUUAUUCCGGAAUGAAGUAUUGUCCCCUCCGACUGGAAUGAUUUCUUUCCCGUUUUUCUUUCUUUACGUAGCUAUAUACAAUGAUUCUGUAUGUAUCGAUUAAUGUAUACAUGAUUAAUGCCUUCUUCCCCGCUCUAUUUAUCCCACCCACUCUAUUCAACGAUCCUUGUUAUCUAUUUUUAAUGUUUGAUAAGUGAUGUUUUGGGCAUUGGGUAACUCUCUAUCCAGUGACUUCUAACGUGCGUAAUUUAUAAUCGAAAUUAUUUGUUAUAUAGACAAUCAAGGUUGCGUUUAAUCGCGUGAAUUCCGCAAUGAUGUAUAGACACGAUUUAAUCAUGUCUUUAAUAUUUUUUUUCAUUAUUAUAUUAUUUUCACAUCGAUAUAUCGAUGGGUCUUGAGUUUUCAUCUUAAUGAGAAGUUCGCGUUGACGCAAUCUAAAUCUCUAGGCUCGUAUUCUUGGUGUAACAGUCAGCGUUAAAUAGAAGAGAAGAUUCUCAAGUUUUUUCUUAGAAAAAAUAUGUUUAAGGUGAUGAUGAUUGUAUAACGCAAGAGUAAUGUGUCCGAAAAGCGGGGUAAAAAUAUUCGAAUCUCUUAAACAUGCUUCUGAGUCAUUUUUAGGGAAACGGUGAGAAUAUGUCGCGUAUCCUCACACUCAAAGAUCAAAGGUGUCUCUGAUCUUCUAUGCGAGGAGGAAAAUCCGCAAAUAUUGCCUGUUUUCCCCCAGCUUUCGACACUGUCAGUUUGCCAGGAAAAAAAGAAACGUAUUUGUGUGGCCAGGUGAAACUCUAGUACCAACGUGUAUCGAGCAUUAGUAAUGUAUGUACAUAUACGCAAAAAUGCCGCUAUAAAUCAUAAGAUAACGAUCUUGUCCUACGUAUAAAUAAUAAUAAUAAUAUAUAGACGCGUUUGUUCUAGAUUUCUCCGAAUAAUAUCGUACAAAUGGCUCUAUUUCUCUCUCUGACGCUUUAUUUAUAAAUAAUGACGUCACGUAGACUCCGCCGGAUCUUCCCUUUACUUAAACCAAAGCAUAAGUAUUAAGUUCAAGCUCAUCCUACAUUUAAUAACUCCCAUUGUCCUUUCUUCUGCUUACGUUUUCGUCGGCUUGCGCGAAAUCGAUCGAGCUCGUCUUUACGUUUCCAACGAAACGCAUCUCUCUAAAAUCUACGCGACACGUUACGAAAUGUGUGAUGUUCGGGACAAAUGCGGAGCAUUCCGAGCGAUCUCGAUCGAGCGUUACCUUUGGAAUAAUAUACGUUUUGUAUAAAUAUAUAUAAAUAGAAAAACACACAUGUAUAUUUACAUAUAUAUAUCUAUAUGAAGUAUCAGGUUUCAGAAGGGAGAGAGAAAGAGAGUAACUCGAUUGUGACGAUGCUACGAGAAUCUGACUGUGCCAGAAAAUAUUAUUAGUAAUAUGCGCAGAAAGGAUUGUUUAGAUCUUGUAUGCGUUUUAGCAUGUAUCUUUCGAACUUCCGCUCGCCUGUUAAUAAACUGAUGAUAGAUCA